AGUCCGUGUUCCGCGCCGGGCGCGGGCUCCAGGCCGGGAUUUGGGCGCUCCCCAACCCGCCUCCCUCCCCUGCCCCCCUCCCUCCCUCCCUCCCUCCCCCUCCCUCCCGGCUCCCGAACUCCAGCCCCUCUCUCUCUAUCAGCCGCUCACUCUGUCUCAAUAUGUCUCAAGAUGGCGGCCAAUGUGGGAUCGAUGUUUCAAUAUUGGAAGCGCUUUGAUUUACAGCAGCUGCAGAGAGAACUUGAUGCCACAGCAACAGUAUUGGCUAACCGGCAAGAUGAAAGUGAGCAGUCUAGGAAAAAACUUAUUGAGCAAAGUCGCGAGUUCAAGAAAAACACUCCAGAGGACCUGCGCAAACAGGUAGCUCCAUUACUGAAGAGUUUCCAGGGAGAGAUUGACGCAUUGGGUAAAAGAAGCAAAGAAGCCGAGGCAGCCUUCUUGAAUGUGUAUAAGAGAUUAAUUGAUGUUCCAGAUCCAGUUCCAGCCUUGGAUUUAGGACAGCAGCUUCAGCUGAAGGUUCAGCGUAUGCACGAUAUUGAAACAGAGAACCAGAAACUUAGGGAAACUCUAGAGGAAUACAAUAAGGAAUUCGCUGAGGUGAAAAAUCAGGAGGUUACAAUAAAAGCACUUAAAGAGAAAAUCCGAGAAUAUGAACAGACGCUGAAGAACCAAGCUGAGAAUAUAGCGCUUGAGAAAGAACAAAAGUUACAAAAUGAUUUCGCUGAGAAGGAGAGAAAAUUGCAGGAGACACAGAUGUCGACAGCCUCAAAGCUGGAAGAAGCCGAACACAAAGUUCAAGCUUUGCAAACAGCCUUGGAAAAAACCAGAACAGAACUAUUUGAUCUGAAAACAAAAUACGAUGAAGAAACUACUGCAAAGGCUGAUGAAAUUGAGAUGAUCAUGACAGACCUCGAAAGAGCAAAUCAGAGGGCAGAGGUGGCUCAGAGAGAGGCAGAGACCUUAAGGGAGCAGCUCUCGUCAGCCAACAAAUCUCUCCAACUUGCUACACAGAUCCAGAAGGCACCUGAUGUGGAGCAGGCCAUCGAGGUGCUAACACGGUCCAGCUUGGAAGUAGAACUGGCUGCGAAGGAGCGGGAAAUUGCCCAGCUCGUAGAAGACGUCCAGAGACUCCAGGGCAGCCUCACCAAACUGCGGGAGAACUCCAGCAGCCAAAUCUCACAGCUGGAGCAGCAGCUGACUGCCAAGAACAGCACGCUCAAACAACUGGAAGAAAAACUGAAAGGACAGGCUGAUUAUGAAGAGGUUAAGAAAGAAUUAAAUAUAUUGAAAUCCAUGGAGUUUGCACCAUCUGAAAGCUCUGGUGCACAGGAUGCAUCUAAGCCCCUGGAGGUGCUGCUGCUGGAGAAGAACCGCUCAUUGCAGUCUGAGAACGCCACGCUGCGUAUCACUAAUAGUGACCUGAGUGGGUCAGCCAGGAGAAAAGGGAAAGACCAGCCUGAGAGUCAGCGUCCUGCAACCUUGCCGGCCUCCCCUCCUUCUCAGUUGCUCCGCAACGCGGGGGAGCAGGCUUCCAAUACUAAUGGUACACACCAGUUCUCACCAACGGGUUUAAGUCAAGACUUUUUCAGCUCAUCCCUGGCAAGCCCCAGCUUACCCCUGGCCUCCACAGGAAAAUUUGCACUAAACUCUCUCCUCCAGCGACAGCUAAUGCAGUCCUUCUACUCCAAGGCAAUGCAGGAAGCAGGAAGCACAAGCAUGAUUUUUUCAACAGGUCCUUACAGCACAAACUCCAUAUCUUCCCAAAGUCCAUUACAACAAAGUCCGGACGUAAAUGGCAUGGCCCCGUCUCCCAGCCAGUCAGAAAGUGCUGGGAGCAUCUCUGAAGGCGAGGAGAUAGACACGGCCGAAAUUGCACGUCAGGUGAAAGAGCAGUUGAUCAAGCACAAUAUUGGACAGCGGAUAUUUGGACAUUAUGUGUUGGGACUGUCUCAAGGGUCUGUGAGUGAGAUACUAGCCCGGCCAAAGCCAUGGAAUAAACUGACUGUGAGAGGCAAGGAGCCAUUUCAUAAGAUGAAGCAGUUCCUCUCGGACGAGCAGAACAUCUUGGCUCUUCGCAGCAUCCAGGGUAGACAAAGAGAGAAUCCAGGCCAGAACCUGAACAGACUAUUUCAGGAAGUACCGAAACGAAGAAAUGGGUCUGAAGGUAAUAUAACCACAAGGAUCCGAACCACAGAGACAGGCUCUGAUGAAGCCAUCAAAUCCAUUUUAGAACAAGCCAAAAGGGAGCUGCAAGUACAGAAAACAGCUGAGCCGGCUCAGCCACCUUCUGCAUCUAGCAGUGGCAAUUCUGAUGAUGCUAUUCGGUCCAUUCUGCAACAAGCCCGACGCGAAAUGGAGGCACAGCAGGCUGCCCUUGAACCUGCCUUAAAAACACCACCUUUAUCUCAAGCUGACAUUUCUAUCCUGUCCCCCAAACUAGUAUCUACACCUGCAAUGUCUUCAGUUUCCAGCUUUUCUCCUUUGGCUAUGUCCCUGAAGAAACAUUCAUCUGUCACUGAUUCCAGUAUCUCUGCAUUGCAGAACCUCUCUGGGCUCAAAAAGGAGCCUCAGGAGGCAUCUGGUUUAGAGCUUCAUGGAAUAAGCGAUUCUGCCCAGGGUAUGUUGAGGCACGUUAAAAAUGAGUUGGGACGUGGUGGUGUUUGGAAGGACCAUUGGUGGAAUACUGUUCAGCAUGAGAGAAGAAACACAGCUCUUCCCGAAGACACAAAAGUCGAGGAAGCCGGUGUUGGAAAAGAAAAGGUCAGCAAUCAGACUAGGCCAGAACGUAGCCAGCUUCAAGGACCAUCUUCUUCAGAGUAUUGGAAAGAGUGGCCAAACGCUGAAUCUCCGUACUCCCAGAGUUCUGAAUUGAGCAUGACUGGGGCAAGUCGCAGCGAGACACCACAGAAUAGCCCCCUCCCCUCAUCCCCUAUUGUGUCUUUGUCAAAGCCAUCCAAACCUUCGGUUCCUCCACUGACACCUGAGCAGUAUGAGAUUUAUAUGUACCAGGAGGUGGAUACGAUAGAACUAACUCGUCAGGUCAAAGAGAAGCUAGCAAAGAAUGGCAUCUGCCAAAGGAUCUUUGGGGAAAAGGUACUGGGGCUGUCCCAAGGAAGUGUCAGUGACAUGCUCUCCAGGCCAAAGCCAUGGAGCAAAUUGACCCAAAAAGGCCGAGAACCAUUUAUUCGUAUGCAGCUCUGGUUGAAUGGGGAGCUGGGACAGUGUGUCCUGCCCGCGCAAGGGCAGCAACAAGGACAAGUCCUUCACUCUGUGGCAUCACUGCAGGAUUCCCUCCAGCAGGGAUGUGCAAGCUCAGAAAGCACUCCAAAGACUUCUGCCAGUUGCAGUCCUGCUCCUGAAUCUCCUAUGAGCUCCAGUGAAUCAGUGAAGAGCCUGACCGAAUUGGUACAGCAACCCUGUCCUGCUAUAGAGACAAGUAAGGAUGGCAAAUCACAGGAAUCUAGUGAGCCACCUGCCUCCGAAUCCCAGUCUACAACACCUUUGCCUCUGGCUGGCCACUCAGCCCUCAGCAUUCAAGAGCUGGUUGCUAUGUCACCUGAGUUGGAUACCUAUGGCAUUACAAAAAGGGUCAAAGAAGUGCUAACGGACAACAAUCUUGGUCAGCGUUUGUUUGGGGAGACAAUCCUAGGGCUAACACAAGGCUCUGUCUCAGACCUUCUGGCUCGUCCUAAGCCCUGGCACAAGCUGAGUUUGAAGGGACGGGAACCCUUUGUCCGCAUGCAGCUGUGGCUCAAUGAUCCCAACAACGUGGAGAAGUUGAUGGAUAUGAAAAGAAUGGAGAAAAAAGCCUACAUGAAGCGACGGCACAGCUCCGUGAGCGACAGUCAGUCCUGCGAGUCCUCGUCGGCCGGCAUAGACUACAGCCAGGGGGCCAGCCCGCAGCCGCAGCACCAGCUGAAGAAGCCCCGCGUCGUGCUGGCGCCGGAGGAGAAGGAAGCUCUGAAACGAGCCUACCAGCAAAAGCCAUACCCAUCGCCAAAAACCAUUGAGGAACUCGCGACGCAGCUCAACUUGAAAACCAGCACCGUGAUCAACUGGUUCCACAAUUACAGAUCUCGCAUCCGUCGAGAGCUGUUCAUCGAAGAAAUCCAAGCGGGAAGCCAGAGCCAGGCUGGGGCGAGCGACUCUCCUUCGGCUAGAAGCAACAGGGCGGUGCACAGCUCGGAGGGGGACAGCUGUGACGGCGUGGACGCCGAAGGCCCACCCGAAGGGAAGGCGGGCGGCCCGGAGGCGGAUGAGUACAGCAAUGCAACCACAAAGUCUCAGGGAGGGCCAGCAGAGUCGGCUUUCGAGGCGGGGGAAGAGGCACUGCAGGGCGCCAGGUCUUCAGAGAAAAGCGAGCCAUUCCACUUGGGAAUGGAGAGCCUGGAGGAUACGGAUGACGAGGGCAGGCUCAAAGCGCCACGGCAAAGCUCUCCACCAGGAUCUCAGCGUUCAGGGGAGAGUCUGGAGACACUGCCAAACUCUGCUACGGAAGGGGAUGCCUCUACCUCAGCUGCCUCCACCUCAGUCCUUACAGGGGAGAGCUCCUACAAGCCGAAAGAAAGUUCGGAGAAAAUUCCCAGUGUGCCAAGUACGAGCUCAACGGUGGCCACAGGCUCACAGAAAGCCAACUCGAUUCAGAGCUUGUUCAGCUUCUCGGAGGCGGCGAGCUCCAAGAACACGCGAGACAACUCCUUGAGGAAAAAGAAAGCCGCAAACUUGAACAACAUAAUCCACCGCUUGGAGAAGGCCGCUAGUCGAGAAGAGGCCGUCGAGUGGGAGUUUUGAGAUUAAACUCACCCAACUCUAGAGAGCUGGGCAAGUUAAACUGGACCUCUACUGGUUUUAUUGUGUUGCGCACUUACCGCCCUGCGGGCCACAGGGCAAAAACGCCAUAGGCCAAGGUGCAUAUAGAAAACAGAAAAAAAAGGAGCGUUAAGCCCAAUUUAUGUUUGUGUUUUCGAGGAAGAAAACUGAAAUGUGUAGUCAAGCUUUUUUGUACCCUGAAGUGUUUUUAUUAUUGCCCUAAGUGAUUUCCACAGUUUCUGGAAUAACUCAUACAGCUUUGCCUUGUGCCCUCCUCUUUGGUGUGGGCUUUAAAAAAACAAAAACGUUAAAAAAAAAAAAAUCAAACCCACAUAUUAAAAGGGGGCUUUUUAUCUGCCAUCUAAUGGCUACAGAGCGAUAAUACACUAUUAUCUUCUUAAACCAGGAAAAAAGGGGAGAUUUUUCAAAAAAAAAAAGAAAAAAAAAAGUUUUUUGUAGCUGUUCAGUUGCCACUAAGAGAUUGCACAGUCAACCGACUCUAAACACACUAGUUUGGAUUCCUACAUAUUUUCAAGAAAAGAAAAGAAUCUUGUUGUUUGAAACUUUGAAUUAAAAAGAAAAAAAAACACAUUUACUCCACAUAUUUUUUAACAAAACAAAAAAAAAAGUCACAUCAGGAAAAUAUCUUAAUUUGUGGUAGCUGACUUAGUGUUUUCUUGUAAGUGAAAUAGAAUAUUGACACGUAGUGCACAUUGUUUCAUAGCUUUAACUGAUUCUGGUCUUUUGCAGACCAGAAUUUGUUUAAUACACUCCAUUUUAGGCCAAAUCAGGACAAAAAAAAAAUCUGAAUCUAGGUAUUUUGUAAUCUGCUUUUUAACCUCUAACCACAGAGCACGCUGAUCAGACCUCAUAUCUGGGAGGUUUAGGAGACAACUUAGAACAGCCUGUACUUGAUCGUUUCACUCGGUUUGCCCUGUAUCCAAUUUCCUUUCAUUAAGAAAUAGAUAACUCAAAAAAAUGUUGGCCAGUAACAUUUCAGCCUGCUACUUUGAGGACAUGUUCUGUAACCCGAAGUGUCGAACUUACCUGGAGUCAAUUUAAGUAUAGUUUAUGUGUACGUUUGCUGUCACACACCACUAAGAGGGGACUGGAGCUGCCGCAGAUAGAGAAUUUUUCCUGCUGUUGGUGGCCAUUUACUGACUCUCUUCCCACCACAAGCACUGAUUUUAAAUACGUUUUAGUUGUGGGAAGCUUAUUUUUGUGUGGAAAAGAGAGUACAUGGCGGUGACCAGAUGGGCUCCUACCGAGGCGUACGUAGCCCAACCUCCAAACCAAAACAUUUGCGCUCUCGAGUCCCAGUCUAGACUAUUCUGCCCUGCAGAAAUCCAGCCUUUUCCCAUUAUUUUAUGCACAGGUUAGGGCUGAUCAAAGUACAAAUCAAAUUCUAAUUUGUCUCUAACUCCUCCUGUUGUCUAUAUGUAUAUGCGUGAGCAUAGAGGUGUGUGGAAGGAUGUGUGUGCGUGAGUGUGUGCGUGCAAUUUUAUACGUCUGUGUAUUUUCUUACGUACUUGUGCACACAUAGAGUGCAUUACUGCCACCUUUUUUCAAUAAGCUGUUUUAUCAGUUAUGGCUUCUACAAGUUUGCUAAUUUAGACUCCUUUAUUGCCAUAUCUUUAAAACUAACAAUAGAUGAUUUCGGAAUAUAUAUAUAUAUAAAAAUAUAUAUAUAUAUAAUUUUUUUUUGCUUAUUUAUAGGUGCUGUAUUUUAUUAUCUGAUUGUUAGGAAGGGAUGAAAGGGGGCAAAUAUUCUUUAGAGGGAUAGACUGCCGGCAGUAUUGGGUAUAAUUUACAAGAUGUAGUUGUCAUACUGUAUAUUAUUGAUUGAAGACUUUUUGACCGUAUUGUGUAUCAUUG
Rhea pennata is the source of this 6684-nucleotide messenger RNA. RefSeq names its product cut like homeobox 1 (gene CUX1). Bases 172 to 4791 code for a protein of 1539 amino acids. Gene Ontology annotation, biological process: intra-Golgi vesicle-mediated transport; regulation of transcription by RNA polymerase II. Gene Ontology annotation, cellular component: Golgi membrane; nucleus. The record is from RefSeq and is a predicted model, not a curated record. The transcript is spliced from 24 exons. Gene Ontology annotation, molecular function: RNA polymerase II transcription regulatory region sequence-specific DNA binding; DNA-binding transcription factor activity, RNA polymerase II-specific. Lineage: Eukaryota; Metazoa; Chordata; Aves; Rheiformes; Rheidae.